AUGCCGCGCAUUCCCAUGAUCAGAUUCCCCAAGAGGCAUCUCAAAGUCCCAUCCCCACCAGCGGCGCAGCCUGCAGAUCAGCACGCGACCCUCAUGUCCCGAUUGGGAGCUAAAGUAGAGGCACCAUCUUCUGGAGAGAAAAAGAAUUACCGGUUCAGAUCAGAUGUGCCUUCCGCACCUUCUCAUAAUGCUGUUGGAGGGCCAGCUUCACAGCUUCCCAAGCGCAAACCACUCUCUGAGGAAGAGAUUGAAGCUAUCAUGAAUGAUUGUGUAGUGUACUACAGUACUAGUGUGGACACAUGUGGUUGUUGGUUCAAGCCUAAAGAUAGUGGCAAAUGCUUGUCAAUUACCCAUGCAUAA
Molecule: messenger RNA, 360 nt
Organism: Triticum turgidum subsp. durum (durum wheat)
Lineage: Eukaryota; Viridiplantae; Streptophyta; Magnoliopsida; Poales; Poaceae
Source: the annotation of a GenBank genome assembly